Molecule: messenger RNA, 2781 nt
Organism: Acipenser ruthenus (sterlet)
Lineage: Eukaryota; Metazoa; Chordata; Actinopteri; Acipenseriformes; Acipenseridae
Gene: gpa33a
Product: glycoprotein A33 (transmembrane), paralog a
Exons: 7
Coding region: 468-1505 (345 amino acids)
Cellular component (GO): plasma membrane
Source: RefSeq, a predicted model, not a curated record
CACUUUUAAAUCACCAAAAUGUAUAUUAGAUUUAUUUAUCUUAGACAGUCUAUUGUAAGGUCCAAUUAAAUAAUAAUAAUAUUAUUAUUAUUAUUAUUAUUAUUAUUAUUAUUAUUAUUAUUAUUAUUAUUAUUACUAAUACUACUUCUGUACCGGCUGUUAAAACAAGAGCUCGAUAAAUCUAGCGUUUCCCAUGUGGGCAAACUAAUUGCAUGACACAGGAGUGAAUUGGGGGUAUUGUGCGAUUGCUUUAGGUAGUUUCGUGACAUUUCUGUGCGUCUAUCAAACACACAAACAAAACGGUGGGGGUUAGAGAGGUGGAAGACAAGUAGCAACAACUUCAUUUGGAGGAGGACGGUAUCAGACAUCUUUUUUAAGUCGAAAGGAACGCUGAUUUGUUAACACAUUUUAAACAUAAUUGUUUUGUGUUUUAACGUUAGCGUUUGUAAAGGAAAAUCAACCAAACAAUGGCGUUGUGUUUUUCGGUCACAAUAUUUGCAGUUUUAUCUGCUGCUUUGGCCAUAUCUGUGAGCAUACCUAAAGAAGUCUAUGAGGUCGCAAGAGGAGACAAUGUGACGAUACCAUGUAGCUUCAAAACAACUGUGGUUCUGAGCCAGAUUAAGGCCCUGAGCGUUCAUUGGGCUCGACUUGGAAAACACCCAGAAGAUCCCGCGUCAAAAAUACUUGAUUUUUAUUAUCCAGCCAAUGAGUUGGAUAUUAAUGCAAAGUAUGAAGGAAGAGUUGGUUUUUUGUCAAAACCUGAAAUGGGCGAUGUUUCUAUCUACCUCAGUAAAGUGACUCUAGAGGACAACGGCUUUGUGGAGUGUGCUGUCAACAUUGCAAAAGACAAGGAUGGGGUAAACACACAUGCAACCAAUCUGCUUGUGUUGGUUGCUCCAUCAAAGCCACUGUGCUCUGUGGAAGGAAAGGCAGAAUAUGGGCAGGACAUCAUGCUGAAAUGUUUCUCAGAAGAAGGGUCCCCUCCACCAAUUUACAAGUGGACAAACUAUGAUGUACGAAACACUCUGAGGCCAGAUCCACCAAAAUCCAAAGAGGAAAAUGGAAUGCUGACUCUGGUGAAUGUUUCCUCGGACACCUCUGGAUUCUUCAUUUGCACCUCGUCCAAUAAAAUCCGCUCCGCCUCCUGCAACAUUACCCUUGCUGUCAUGCCUCCCUCCAUGAAUAUUGCUAUGACUGCCGGGAUUAUUGGAGCCAGCGUUGUUGCACUUGUUAUCCUUGCAAUAGUGGUUUACUGUUGCUGCUGCCGUAACACAGAGCCACCCGAGGAAUAUGAAAUGGAGGUUCCGGGAGAGGAGGAUUUUGACCCAAAAGCCAAGCCCCUGAAGAACAGCAAAGAAUAUUAUGAUGAAAAGAACGAGCCCCGCCACAAUGGAGACACGUACUACGAUGAUGAUGGUGAGGAGGAGGAGGAGGAGAACAAACGCUCCAGGCCUGCCAUGAUCCCACCUAGCAAGCCAAGGAGUAUGGGCCAUUCUGAUUCUUAAGUGUACUUGCUUGCUGUAUUCUUUUUAGAGUCUAAGCACUGGAGAAGGGAUCCCUUUAUUUUGUUAAUUCAAUUUAAAUAAACGUCAGGGUUUAACAGCCCCCAGUUUGGCACUAAUCUUGGACUACCUAAUCUUACCUUAGGUAAGGUAGGGUGUGAAUCCAGCCAUCUUUAUUGUCAUUUCCUCUGUUUUUUUUUUAACUUAGAAAUAUUGCUUAGCAAAAAUAAGUACUCUGGCAAGUAUGCAAUCUGAUGCAUCUACUGUGUAACCAAUCCUACAGUGUGUGUGAUUGCAGAACAGCUGGUAGACUUUUAGAAAUGUGGUUUCUGUGGGUGUCAAUCACAUCGCUUGCUGAAAACAGAGUCAAAAUAUCUUUUUACAUUUGUUAUACUUUCAAAUAUUUUGUAUUUGAUUAAAUGUCAUGUUUUGCAUGUUUGUUUUUGUAAUCAUGUUUAUUUACUAUGCUUAACCAUGUAUUACCAAAUGGAUUUUCGGUUGCUAUAUUUAAUGAAUUUUAUAAAAUUAAGUUGCCUGUUUUCAGUAAUAUGGUAAAUAAUAUGGGUGUUGUAAUUGCAUGAAUGGUAGGAACUGCGGUCAGGUUUUUGUAAAUAGAAAUAGGCGAUAAAACAUACAUGCAUACGUACAUGAUGCAAGGAUUUUGGACAGUGUACAGUACAGUGCUCCCUCUUUAUAGUGCUGCAGUCUGUAGCAUAAUGAGGCAAAUCAGACCCAUUCCCAUUCCACUGUAUAACCAGGUCCGCCGUAUAAAGGGUAACCUGAUAAAAAGGGAAUGCUGCAUAAUGUAUUUGAAUACUGAAUCUGACUUGUUUUGUCACCUUCUAGUCAGUGAAAAUGAUUUGAAGAUGGUGCAGAGUGUAUACUACAGUCAAACCUCUAUUAAAGACCACCAGAGGGACUGCUUGUGUGUAGCAACCACUCUAAUGAAUCCCCAUGUGUACAUCCCAAAUUAAAACAGCUGCAUUUAUAACCAUUUUGGGUCAGCCCCUGAAGUGGUCACUUUAAGCAGGUUUGUAUUCUACUCUUGUCCUAUUAGAGGCUGUCACUGGCCUCGAGGGGAAUACAAUGUAAUGAUGUGUAUGCAUCUAAAACCGUAUUCUUUACAAUGGAUUAUUUUUAUUCUCUUGUCGCAUAUCUUCAUAUUUACUGGUAUAUAAUAUUUUUUUUUGUAUAUUGGUACUGGGUAUAAUUGUGUAAAUUGAUUAAACUUUGGGUUGAUGCAAUUAUAUAUAUUAUAAAUAAAGGCAAUUCCCUUUAA